Molecule: messenger RNA, 3183 nt
Organism: Alexandromys fortis (reed vole)
Lineage: Eukaryota; Metazoa; Chordata; Mammalia; Rodentia; Cricetidae
Gene: Ms4a14
Product: membrane spanning 4-domains A14
Exons: 6
Coding region: 1-3183 (1060 amino acids)
Cellular component (GO): membrane
Source: RefSeq, a predicted model, not a curated record
AUGGAGCCACCAUCUGAGGAGAAAAGAAGGAGCCAUGUCAUCACUAUAGACCCAAAUGAAACCAUCUUGACCGCCUUUCCUUACAAACCUCAUAACUCCCUGCUCGAGCUCCUGAAGGGGGAGCCAAAAGUUUUGGGGGCCACCCAGAUUCUCCUUUCUCUGGUCAUUGUGGGCCUUGGGAUUAUAUUAGCAUUGAAUUUCAUCUUUUUCUCCAAAAAAUUUCCUCUCGUGAUCCUCACAGGAUAUCCAUUCUGGGGAGCAGUUAUUUUUUUUCUGACAGGAUUCAUCACAGUGUUCAAUGAUAAAUUAAGACGAAAUCUGAGACCAGGAGUCACAACCAUGAAUAUCCUCAGCUCGCUGGUUGCAUUAGCUGGGAUUGCCUUGAUCCUCGUCAGCUUUACACAGCAGCACAAAUUCUGCCAGGCGCCCUCCCUCGAAGGAACGUGUGUCGUAGGCAGAACGCUUCUCCUUGGAAUUUUGUCCAUUUUAUUAAUCAUCACCAUUGUGGAGUUCAGCAUCUCUGUGACUAUUGCAUCCUUAAGAAGCAAUUGCUGGACCAGUUCGAGAAAGGCUGUAUUCUUCUUCCCUUCAGAAGUUCCUCAAAAUACUGAACAGCCUGUGCCUGAAGAAAAUAAUCAAUUACAAUUUGAGUUCCAAGGAAAAUCUUCCAGUGAUAAUACAACUUCAAAUGUAACAGCCAUUUUCUUAGGGGGUUAUGCUUUAUUCAAGUUAAGAGGCUUAAGAAAUCCUUCAGCUCCCAAAAAUAUCUCACAGAAAAGUGAUAAGGGUACAUCUUCUAUGCAUGUUCCAGAUGAACAGGAGACUAUCCCUCCACCCUCCCUAGAGGAAGAAACUAAACUGGAUGCUUUACCUCCCCCAUUAACACCAAAGUCUUCAGAAAAUAUUCCUUCCCCACAAGAGUCUAGAAGCAAUAACCUGAAUGAUGAGGACCUAGAAUCUAUUACACGUCAAACCUCUGAUCUGCAACCCAAAUUGAUUGACGACCAAAAUAUGUCACCCAAAUUUCUAAAAGCUCCAUCUUCACAUAAUUUCUCCCCUUUGUUACCUGACAGUUUAUCAUCCCAAACAUUAAUGGCAGCUCUGUCAACACAAGUCUUACAAUCUAAACCCCCAUCAUCCCGUAUUUCACAGUCUUAUGAUCUGACAUCUGAGGACUUGCCUUCUGAAGACAUACCAUCUCAAGAAACCCCACCCCAAGACAUGCAAUUCCAAGAUACACUCACUCAAAGCAUAUCAUCCCAAGAGACUCAAUCAGAAGAUAUUCCAUACCAAGAUAUACUAACUCAAGAUAUACCUUCCCAAGAGACUCCAUCCCUAGAGACUCCAUCCGAAGAGCUGUCAUUCCAAGAUACACUAACUAAAGACACAUCAUUCCAAGAUACUCAAUCUCAAAAUACUCUAUCCCAAGAAACUCCAUACCAAUAUACUCCAUCCCAAAAGAUUCCACACCAUUAUACUCCAUCCCCAAAGACUCCAUCCCAAGAAAGCCCAUACCAAGAUAUUCCAUCCCCAAAGAUUCCAUCUCCAAAGAUUCCAUCCCAAGAAAGCCCUUACCAAGAUACUCCAUCCCCAAAGACUCCAUCCCAAGAAAGCCCAUACCAAGAUAUUCCAUCCCCAAAGAUUCCAUCCCCAAAGACUCCAUCCCAAGAAAGCCCAUAUCAAGAUAUUCCAUCCCAAAAGACUCCAUCCCAAGAAAGCCCACACCAAGAUACAUUAACUCUAGACAUACCAUCCCAAAGGACUCAAUCUGAAGAAACUCCAUCACAAGAGAUUUCCUCUCAAGAAACUCCAUCGCAUGAUUUGAAAUACCAAGAUGUACUAUCUCCAGAAAAAAUAUCGCAAAGCACACAAACCCAAGAUACAGUGGCCCAUGACAUGUCAUUCUCAGAUCUUCAAGCACUAAACACUGAAGUUCAAAUCCAGCAAGAUCCAGAAAUAUUUUAUAGAGACAUUCGAACAGAAGUCAUGGAGCUGACUCAAGAGUGGAAGACUGAUAUGAGCAAGAAAACCCCAAGAAGACUUUCCUUAUCCUUGCCAGGCAAACAUAAAAUAUUCUUUCCCAAGAGACAUUCCCUGGACCUACAAAUCAAAGGUGACGAAGCCCCAAGGAGACAUUCUGUAGACGUACAAAGGAAAACUUCAAGACGGAAAUCCAUAGAUCAGCAAAUCAAAGCCUGGCUAUCCACAAAGAAGCACACCACAGAGAAAAAAGAUGCAUAUACUCAAACCUCAGAGCUAUUCCUCCACCAGCAACCUGAUCAGCAGCAGGUCAAAGAGGAGGAAGUCCCAGUACAACAACCCCAAGAUGAGCAAAGCAAAGACCAAAAAUCUGUAGAGGAGCUAUACCCAGGAGAACAGCUUAACAGUAAGGAGGAAGAAGAUCAGCAGUCUGAUGAAAAGCCACGUCCAGAAGAACAAGUUCAACCAUCUGAAGAUGAGCAGCCUCUAGAGCAGAAAGCCCUGAAUAGCCAGCAAGAAAGACAGCAAGCGCUAGUAAGGAGAACCCCGAUGCCGUCAUGUUUGGACUGGGACUCCCAAAGCUUUCAGUUCUCAGAAAGGUCAUGUUCAUAUUGGUCAACUCCAUCCUGGCAGCCUGUUAGCCUGGGAUCCCAGGACUGGAGAAGUCAAGGCUGGAGAAACAAAGAUUGGAAAGCACAAGAAUGGCAGUUUGAAAUACAGCCUUCCCUGGACUGGGAAUCCCAAGAGCUAUUAGAAAGAGAAUCCUUAAGGCAAAGGGCACUAUAUCAAGAAGUCCAACCCCGCAGCACCAUAGUCCAACACACCCAAGAUCGUCAAUUGCGUAGCUUUGUAUUUCAAGUAGGUCUGUGUCAAGGUAACGACCAACAAUCUGGUGUUUUAAGAGGAGAUAUGUAUGCUGCAGAUGAUGUACAAACAAGAGACAGGGAACCCCAAGACACAGAAGACAUAGAAAAUACAUGCCAAAAACCAAAAGACCAGCAGUCAGAAGACAUAAGGCCAGAUAAUUCCCCUGUUUCUUGUCAGAGCUUGGUUCCAUACACAUAUAUAACUUGUUUAUCCAAUAUAGCUUCAGAGCAAGAGGUGCAGAACAAUACACCCUGUUCAGAUUCACCCAAAGAUCUGAAUGUCACUUCUUCCUCAUGCUAUCAAAAAGAUCAACAGCAAUCUGAGGACUCAAACUGA